GGGAUACAGACUGAGGAAAGCUUGUGAAGGGAACAAAGCAUCAGAGUAGACAACCUCACCGGUAGGGUCAAGAAGCAGGGCGGCAGGGACCCGCCUGUACUGUUCCACACGCAUGCUUCCAGAUCUUCCGGUCCCCAAGCUUGCUGCAGGAGCAAGACUGUGUGGUCUAAUAAGUCAGACCGGACAUGCUGCUUUGCGAAGGCCACAAUUGCACAGCCCAGGGAAAAUGUCAGAUGUUGUAGCUAUUUGGGACGUUAUUUUAAGUGAUGGAAUCCACAAGAUUGAGUUUGAACAUGGGACCACAUCAGGAAAACGAGUCGUAUAUGUGGAUGGAAAGGAAGAGAUAAGAAAAGAGUGGAUGUUCAAUUUAGUGGGCAAAGAAACCUUCUGCAUUGGAGCUAGAAAAAUCAAAGCCACCAUACGUAUACUUCCUGUCAAAACUUAUGUUUUGAAAUAUAUUCUGGAAAUUGAGGGGAAAAGCUUCAAGAAAUAUGUGGAAAACAGAGCAAAGACCACCAACACCUGGGUACUGCACUUGGAUGGCGAGAACUUUAGAAUUGUUUUGGAGAAAAACACUAUGGAUGUGUGGUGCAACGGUAAAAUAAUAGAAUCGGCGGGCGAGUUUGUAGACGAUGGGACUGAAACACACUUCAGUAUUGGGAACCACGGUUGUUACAUAAAAGCCGUCAGCAGCGGGAAGAGAAGAGAAGGGAUCAUCCACACACUCAUUGUGGACAAUAGGGAGAUCCCAGAGGUCUUUCAGUGACUGCUUCUGAAUGAGUUCCGGGCGUCAGGAUUUACCGCCGUAAUUAAAUGUGUUCACGCUGUACGUAUCGGUAG
Messenger RNA from Microtus ochrogaster (prairie vole), 840 nucleotides. RefSeq names its product Fas apoptotic inhibitory molecule (gene Faim). Lineage: Eukaryota; Metazoa; Chordata; Mammalia; Rodentia; Cricetidae. The record is from RefSeq and is a predicted model, not a curated record. Gene Ontology annotation, biological process: negative regulation of extrinsic apoptotic signaling pathway via death domain receptors.